Molecule: messenger RNA, 462 nt
Organism: Cyphellophora europaea CBS 101466
Lineage: Eukaryota; Fungi; Ascomycota; Eurotiomycetes; Chaetothyriales; Cyphellophoraceae
Exons: 1
Coding region: 1-462 (153 amino acids)
Biological process (GO): mRNA export from nucleus in response to heat stress; transcription initiation at RNA polymerase II promoter; nuclear-transcribed mRNA catabolic process, deadenylation-dependent decay
Cellular component (GO): RNA polymerase II, core complex; P-body
Molecular function (GO): nucleotide binding; translation initiation factor binding
Source: RefSeq, a predicted model, not a curated record
AUGGCUCCUCACGCCGCGCCCUCCCGCGAACAGCCGACCGCCAGCACCGACCUCGAAGCCGGCCGUGAGCUCAAGCUAGGCGAAUUCGCGGACGUUGAGACUCUGUCACUCUCAGAAGCGCGCAUUGUUCUGCAGCGCACACUCGAAAUGCGCCAGAAGCGCGGCGAGCCUUUUGAUGAGUCUGAUACCAUGGUGAAGACGCGCGACUACCUUGAGAUUUUCGCAGUCUUCAAGGAUCUUUCCGUCGCUGAGCAGGUCGAACAACUCAUCAACUCGCUUGGAAACGAUCUUGUCAAAUUCGAAAAGAGCCAGCUCAAGAGUCUACUUCCAACGUGUGCUGAUGAAGCCAAAGCCCUGAUCCCGAGUUUGGAGAAGAAGGUCGAGGAUGGCGUGCUGGAUGAGAUGCAGUUGGACGAGAUUUGCAAGGAAGUCCAGAGAUUAAAGAGACAGGCCGAGUUGUAG